Frankliniella occidentalis (western flower thrips) is the source of this 4473-nucleotide messenger RNA. RefSeq lists its product as uncharacterized. The transcript has a single exon. NCBI's taxonomy places the organism in Eukaryota, Metazoa, Arthropoda, Insecta, Thysanoptera, Thripidae. Bases 1 to 4473 code for a protein of 1490 amino acids. Gene Ontology annotation, biological process: DNA replication. The record is from RefSeq and is a predicted model, not a curated record. Gene Ontology annotation, molecular function: DNA-directed DNA polymerase activity; DNA binding; nucleotide binding.
AUGGACUCCAAGUUGUUGGAGAUCCUGGACGAGUGGGAGGAGGGAAUGUUUAUGUUCCCUGAGCUGCUCGCAGAAGCGUACACCACGUUUCUCGGGCAGCUCAUCAGCUCGUCCGCGGCAGAGCGGCGUGACCCUCGUGUCAUUCCUUUCCUGCUCGCCGGCUACCUGGCCUACCUCAAGGACCAGAAGGGGGCGGACCCACAUGCCGCACUGACCUACCGCAUGGCCUUGGCCAUGGUCGGGUGUGGUUCAAACGUGACACCCUAUCCAGCCGCUCCACCAACAAGACCCAGUACGCCUCCAGCGACGGCCGCCUUGCCACGCCCAUCCACGCAACCGGCCAAGGCCGCCAAGUCACAGGCUGACACACCCCCGGCACGGCCUGCCACGCCAGAUUUUUGGCCUUUGACGCCAUCUCAGCCCUUUACGCCCCCUGCAGAGCUUUCCUCGCCAUCUAGACCCCAAAGGCUUCGGUCACUCUCCCCUCAACCAGCCCCCUCGAAACCCCGGUCUCCCUCGCCAGAGGUCGCCAAGCGACCCAGGGAGGAGGAGGAGGAAGAGGUGGCAGAGGAAGACAGGCCUACCUUAGAGGUCCUUCAGACAAGGGAGAGGGUACUCAAGCGGUUUAAAGAUACAAGGUUCCGCGAGGAAGUGAUUCAAAUUAAAGGAUUAGGUGGGUCAUUGCCCUCUGAACAACUUAUGAUCGAUAUGUUUGACACGAUUCUCAAGCGGCAGCGUGAGGCUACGCAUGCAAAAGAUGACGACAGAGUUAUUUUGGAAAUUCAACCCUCAGAGGAUACACAAAACCCUCUGUGGUUUUCGAUGAGACGUGCCGAUCAAUUUUCAGGUCAAGUCAUUAUUGACAAAUUGUCUCGUGUUUUGAACAGCAACCAAAAUUUUAUUUCCUCAGAAGGUACGCUGACAGUCAGCUACAUUCACAUUCCGAUUCCUGAGGCAGGAGGUCGUCGCACCAAACGAGUCCCCAAUGAGACCAUUGCUCAAUGGCUUGUGCGAUUCAUCGACUCGUCGACCAUUUGGUCUCCAGACAACACGGACGACAACAUGUGCCUCGCUCGUUGCGUGGCCGUGGCCAUGGCGCGGGGAUCAAUGCACCGCCAAGCUUUCUAUAAAAUGAAGCAGCGUGAUUCGAACCCUCAGAGAGAGAAAGCUGAGAAGUUGUGCGAAUUAGCACACAUUGAUCCCCAGAAAGAAUGUGGCUUAGAUGAGGUACGCCAGCUCCAAGACGCACUUCCCGAUAUACGUCUUAGUGUUUUCACUGACAAAAAGGGACAAACGUGUGUUUUCAAAGGAGAGUAUAGCGCUGGUCGUAAAAAUGUUUAUCUUCUCCUGCAUGACAAACACUUUUAUGCUAUCUUUUCCCCAUGCCAGGCGUUUGAGUACAGGUAUGAGUGCGUCAAGUGUGUUGCUUUUUACAACAAUCAACAAGACCACAAAUGUGAAGGAGUAUGCUGGCGUUGUUUCGGUUCUGACGACCACUCUGACCCUACACUCCAAUUGCGCCGCUGUGAAGACUGUGGUCACCAGUUUGCAGGUGAUGCCUGUUAUGACUAUCAUAGGACAGUCAAACUUGUCAACAGUGACAUGACCAAGUGCCAGACUUUUCGAUUCUGCACAAAGUGUAAGAAAAGUUUCUCUUUGAAACGGGGGUUAGUUCACGUUUGUGGCACUGUCUACUGUAAAUACUGUAAAAAUAAUGUCAAGGAAAACCAUUUGUGUUUCAUGACAAACUGGUCAGAAAAGGAGUUAAAGAAGGGGUGGCGCCGGGUUUCUAUUUGGUAUGAUUUAGAAUCGACACAAUGUGAUUCACUUGAUGACAAUGACAACAUCUUUGAACAUAAACCUAAUCUUCUGGUGUCCCAGGCGGUUUGUGAUACAUGUGCACACGUGUCGCAAAAUGAUCACUUCUGCACAACAUGUCAAACUCGCCAGCACAUUUUUCACAACAUGGAUGAUAAAAACAUAAACGUUGUGGGACAGUUUAUCGACUAUCUACAGUCCUUCCCAGCAAAGGUUGAGCUCUUGAUUACAGCACAUAACGCAAAGUCGUAUGACUCAGUGUUCCUUUUGCAGGAAAUGAUAAAGAGACAGUUAAAGCCUGAACUUGUCCUCCAAGGGUCAAAAAUUAUCAGCAUGACUCUGGGUAACUGGAAGUUUAUUGAUUCCUUAAUGUUUUUAACUAUGCCCCUCUCUGCUAUGCCGAAAAGUUUUGGAUUCGAAGAGCUCAAAAAGGGUUAUUGGCCCUUCUUGGCCUGUAAACCAGAGUUUUACAAUUAUGAGGGACCGUUACUUGACCGCGAGCUCUAUUGUGUCUCAGGAAUGAGGGGUAAAGCAGCUGAUGAAUUCAAUCGCUGGUACGAUGAAAAAGUCAAAAACAAUUACGUUUUUAACUUCAGGAGGGAAUUUGUCGAAUAUUGCAUAUCAGACACUACUAUACUACGUCUUGCUUGCCAGGCCUUCCGCAAACUCUUUGCAGAACAUGCAGGUUUUGACCCUAUGGUCCAGUGUAUAACUUUAAGCAGCGCAUGUAUGGCUGCAUUUCGAAGAAAUUUUCUUCAAAAGGACACUAUUGGGAUUGUUCCUCCCGGAGGGUACCAUGGGCGGGGAAAACAGAGCCACAUAGCUUUGAAAUGGCUAGAUUAUGAAUCUCACAAAUUGGGCAGAGUCAUUAAAACGAUCUAUACAGACCGUGAAGUCUCUAUCAUGGGGCGGCGAGUAGACGGAUAUGUGGAAAUUCCAAAGAGAAAUGGCACUCUAGAGAAACGUAUAUACCAAUUUCACGGCGAUUAUUGGCACCAAUGCCCUAUACACUUUCCUCCUGGUCCUGAGUGUGGAGAGAAUCGCCUAGAACAAACCCGCAGACUGACUGAAAUGUUCAGAGAGGCAGGUUACACAGUCAUUGAGAAAUGGGAGUGUCAGUUUAACUCAGACCUUCAGAACGACGCUGACACUCAAGCCUACUUCAACACACAUCCUACAGUGCGAGUGCCUCCUCUCUCCCUUCGCGAUACUCUCGCGGGCGGGCGCACCAGUGCAUUACGCUGGUAUCAUGAAGCGGAUAUUAAGAAUGGGGAAAAAAUAAAGAUGGCUGAUGUUAUUUCAGAAUAUCCUAAUGCUAAUCUUCGUGGGAAAUAUCCCUACGGCCAUCCCCAAAUAUUUCUCGAGGGAGAUCCUGACAUGCCUUCCGUAGACGAAUGGAAUGGGAUGGUAAAAUGUACCAUUCUGCCACCACGAGACCUUUUCCUACCAGUUCUGUGGUACAAGGCAAAUGGGAAGCUCCUGUUUCCAUUGUGUCGCACUUGCGUUGAGGAAGAGAGCAAGGAAGUGUGCAAGCACGACGACCCCACACUACGCCAGUUGACCGGAAGCUGGUGUUCUCCGGAGCUACAGCUUGCUAUCAAGGAAAAGGGUUAUAAACUCAUAGCUGUCCAUGAGGUUUUGUUGUACCCUGGGACAAUGGAAUUUGACCCAAAAUCGGGUAAGGAUGGACUCCUUUCAGCUUACGUGAGGUGUUUCAUGGCUUUAAAAAUUGAAGCCAGUGGCUGGCCUCCUAACUGCACGACAGAUGAGGAGAAAAAAGAGUUUGUUGCUGACGUUCUCAAACAUGAUGGCAUCACUAUCAACCCCGAAAACAUGAUAUACAGGCCAGCUCUUAGGGUUCUAAGCAAGCUUAUUUUGAACAGCUUCUGGGGAAAGUUUGGAGAAAGGACUUUGCGCCCUAAGACAGAGCUUAUAUAUGAUUACUCAGAGCUUAUCAGAAUUGUCUUGGAUCCCACUAGGAAAGUACGAGCGAUUGUACCUCAAGGGGAGACCUGUCUUCAGGUCAAUUGGAUCCCCAUAGAGGAUACGGAAGUGUCUCUUCCAACCUCCUCCCUCCUCCAUGCAGCGUUUACUACCUGCUUCGGACGUCUACAACUUUACAAAUACCUAGACAUCGUGGGGAAGAGGGCCCUGUACCACGACACAGACAGCGUAUGUUACAUAAGCCGCCCUAACGAGCCUGAUCUAACCGUGGGUACACACUUAGGAGAUUUAACUGACCAAAUAGAAGAAGAGUACGGCCCAGGAUCCUUUAUUACUCAUUUUUGCGCCGGCGGCCCUAAGAAUUAUGGUUACAUCGUGGCGGUAGGGGGUGACCAUUCAAACACUAAGGUCUGCAUUAAGGUGAGGGGGAUAAGUAUAAAUAAGUCCUGUGAUCACUUGGUCACCUUUGACAACCUAAAAGCGAUGGUGAUGGGGGAAAAAGAAAAUGUCGUGGUCCCCAUUCCACGCCAAAUCGCUAGACUUUCCUCGUGGAAAAUUGUCACUCGUCCAAGCAGCAAAAACUGGAAAGCUGUAAAUACAAAGCGGCGCCGGGUGGGCGUCGAACUCACAGUACCUCUCGGUUACAAUGCCUGGGGCGAUGACGCCGACGAGGAGACACUAGAAAGAAUGGACGACUUGUACACGGCCUAA